AUGGAGGCCGUGCUCUACCUGAACCUCCUGGACUACCUCCUGGUGAUCCUGUGGGCGCGGGAGUUCCGCCAUGCACCAAACCUGACCUUCCUCCAGGACUUCAUGCUGGACGACCUCAAGGACCUCGUCGCCUUCGUGGUCGAGGAGAAGAUCGCUGGCCUUGUGGGAGCGAUUCAAGAAGCUUUGAGGAGGUUGCUUGGCGUUUUGGAGGAGGAAAAGGGGGCUGGAGGUGGUCGCCAUGUCUCCAAAAUGGACCUUGCAGCUUGGCAUCGACAUAUCAAACAGGGUCACAUCCCCUUUCGUGCUGACUGCCGCAUUUGUGGGGAAGCUAUGGGCUGCGACAAACCACACAAGAGGCUUGGGGGGAGCGCCACGAAGUUCACUAUGUCAGCCGACCUUUGUGGACCGUUUCCUGAAGGGAAAGAUUUGGGCACAGGAGUCAUUUGCAAGUACGCACUGGUCUCAACUGUGGCCGUCCCCAUCAUCUCUGAGCUUCCAGGUGAGGUUACUGAGCCAUGCGACACCGCCAAGGAUGUGGAGCGCACGGAGGAGAUUCCCUGCGAGCCAGAAGACCGUGACCUAGUCCCUGAAGAUGAAGUCCGGAGGCUCAACGAAAUGGCUGAGAUUGAGAAGUCUCAAGAACCUCAAGGACAUCAAAAUGUCACCCUGGCUGAAGUGAUCCCUGAUCGCACGGUGGAGUCACUGGUCCGUGCUUUGUCCCGCUUGCACGCCAAGUACCGCAUGCUGGGCAUCCAGGCGAUCAUGGAACUCCAAGAGGUGCCUGCCGUGAAGCAUCGCAUCACUGGAAAACACCCACCUCCACUACCUGACCAUCCACUGGCUGGCCGCGUGGGAGCGCUCUAUGAGAAGUCAGUUCCAGCUCUAUCAACUUGUAGAGCUGGGGGGGAGGACUCUCUGGAUUCUUUGGACUGGUCUUCAUCGUUGGAUGUUGGCAAGUCGCUUUCUGUCAGGCUUGAGCCACAGGGGGAGUUGGAGGAGGUGAAUGGUGGCCACGAACUACAUGAUAAGGUUGAACCUGGUGAUGAACUUUUGCACCAUGACCUUCAGGGGGAGGUCGAAGAUCCACUGCUGUGUGAUUGGCAGCAGGUGGAAAAGUGGCAUGAGCUAGAACAACGGCGACACUGGGCGCUCAAACAGCUUUGGUGUCAAGGCCUUCGUGAAGUUGCAGUUGGUGAGAACUCCGGCAGUGUCCAUGGCAGCUGGCUUCAUGAAGUUGAACUACUCCUCAAGGGUGCUGAAGAUCAACUGUCGUUUCAGCACUCUGCAAUCGAGAACUUCAAGCUGUCGGCAUUGGCUCCAUCAAUGGGAACCCCAGAUGCUCCAGCAACAGUGCUUCAGACCUAUACGGUCUCACUACAGCAAGUUCGCAGGGAAUUGGAAAAAUGGAAACCUCCUCUGCGUGAUGAAUAUAGGCAGCUGGUGUCCUCAACUCAGGCAAUCAAGCCUACUACAGAGGAAAAGUUGCGCCUGGAUCCAAGGUUUCCCACCAUGGAGCUGGCUCCAGCGAUGCUUGUUCCUACAGUCAAAAGUCCUCAUGGACGUCUUCGAGCUCGGGUGGUCAUUUGUGGAAACCAUCUCACCAAGGUCAACGAAGAGAGCAACAACUCUGCAGGUGAGACUCAGCCCAAGGACUCAAACCCGUUCUCGCUCUAUGCAGGUGGAGCAGAUGGAACUACGUUGCGCUGCUUGAUGAAAUGUGCGGCUGAAAACUCGUGGUCAGUCGGCACGGUGGACAUCAAAACAGCCUUCCUUCUUGCGCCACGACCUGACGAACAGGAACGUCUGCUAGUCGCUCGUCCACCAAAGGUGUUAAUUGAAGCUGGAAUUUGCGACGCUGCGGAACUUUGGGAGAUCUCGCAUGCCGUCUACGGGCUGAACGAUGCUCCAGCAAAUUGGUCGCAGUACCGUGACCGUGAACUACCUCAACUGCGCUUCUCGGCAGGAGGUCAUGACUACCAGCUGGUGUCCACACCGGAGCCAAACCUUUGGAAGUUGAUCAAAACCGACCCUGGUGCUCUUCCGCAGGAGGACAACUCUGAAGGCUUCCUCGCUGUGUACGUUGAUGACAUGCUUGUUGCUGCACCAGGUCCCUUGGCAAAGUCGGUGAUCGAUGGGAUCAGGGCUCAUUGGCGGUGUUCGGAACCAGAGUGGGCGACGGCAGAAAAGGCCAUCAAGUUUUGUGGCUUUGAGAUCAGCUGCAGCGACGAUGCGGUGAUCCUCAACCAGGCCUCAUACACUCGAGAUCUUUUGUCUCGCCAUGAAGGCAUCAAACCACGUCAAACGCCUCUUCCUUUGGGAGUUCAAGAUGAAGUUGAAGCUGAUGUGCAAAUCUCCCAAGUCCGACGAGCUCAAGCUUUGGUCGGAGAACUUCUUUGGUUGAGUGGCCGCACAAGACCAGAUCUUUGCUACGGUGUCUCCAUCAUGGGACGUUUGGUGACGAAAGCGCCGACUAAGGUUCUGGAGUGGGGUGCUCACAUGUUGGGCUACUUGCAGCAUACAGUGGACUACGAGCUUCGCUACACCAAGCAGGUGGUUGAGUCGUGCAUCGCUGUCCAAGUCAAGGUUGAUGGCUAUUCUGGGCGGCAUCAUUGGCAUGGCGGCAUGGAACCCUUCGCAGGAAAGUCACAAGGUCCACCUCCAGUUGAUGACACGCUGGAACCACCCCAACGACGGGCGACUUUGGAUUCGGUGGCAGAGAACUCCACUGGUACUCCAUCGUCUGAACAGGUGGAAUUUCCGACGGCCAAUGUGACCUGGGUGAGAACUGAAGUGCAUUCGGUGAGGAGGACUUCAUCGUCAUCGUCCUCUGCACCUUCACAGACCUCUCCCAGCACAAGGUCCAGUGCGACUGGAUCUACGGCAGCGGCUCGGGGCUCAGACGCCAUUGAUGCUGGCGUGACCCUUGGCUACAUGGGGCGACUUGGCGGCUACCUCUCUCGCGGGGAGAACCUGCGAUCUGGGCCGGCGUCGAGCGCCACAGAAAGUGAAAGUGAAAGGGAAGAUUGGAGGAGGAAUUUAGAUGUGAGCUCAACCAGCUCAGUUCAGGGGCACGAAACGACACUACCUCCUGGACUUCCUCCUCUACACGAACACUUGGAUGAGGUGCCACAAUGGAUGGGCAUUGUGAGCCAACUCCCAGUGAGGCAGCGUGGUGUGCCGGGUCAAAGUGACCAUUUGAGGGAUCCUGAUUCGGAUUCAGACGGCUUGAAUGAUCCAGAUUCCUUCUUCUUUGCACAAAGUACUUUGGAUGAUCUUGAGGCCUCAAAGAGGCUCCUUAGGCCCUUGUCAGACCUGUCCAUGCUUUUCUUCUCGCCUCUUUGCCGCGGCUUCAGCUUGUACAAAGUUGACAUCGAUGAGCACCAGAGCAUAUGGCUUGCCAACUCCGUCUCCACGGUGAAAGAUGAUGAGCACACACGGGAUGAAGUCAGGUUGGCAGGGGAAGUGCUCGAAGUCGACUCCGAGUAUCGAAAGCCGCUGGAUUUGGUGAGGUCUGGUCCAGAGGCUUUUCCCUUAGAAGACCAGGUGCAGCUCCUAAAGAGUGAGGUUGAGAGCUUGAGGAAUUUGCUUGCAGCCACCCGUAGGCUGAUCGUGACCGACUUGCAGGACAGAUCCGACAUCGGGACAUUCAGUUUGGUUUCUGAGGUGAAGUUAUCUGAGGCUGACCUUGAAGCCGAUCGCAUUCGUUCCGCAGGUGAUCCAUCAGCCCCGAGGCCCAGUUCAGCUCCCCUUCUGGAGUCGACCAGCCGCGAGGCUGCAGCGCAGGCAGUCGGGCGCUUUCUCAGGCGGGCCUUGGACGGUCAGCCCCGAGGAGAGUCCGGCAGGGACAAGAUUUCGCAGGCUUCGCGCUACUGGAUCGUGGUGAGGGGAUUCGAUCGUCGUGUUUUUGAUCCAGUUCGUGUAUUUGGCAAGUGGGCUCCCGCCAAAGAGCUGGUCAAGAGAGGAUCGGAACUAGGAGACUCCGUUUUUGUUGGGCUGCCCGCCAUCGAGGGCAUCAAGUGUGCCUUGCAGGCCCUGACCAAAGUCAUCAGUGCAGAGGUGGCAACGGCCGAGUCCGAAGACCGAAUGGUCUUGCUGCGCGCAGAGAAUUUGAAGCUGUGGAUGGGGUUCCUUCGAGAAGACCUAGUUACAGAAGUUGCCUUUUUGACUGUGGAGGAGGAGGCGGAGUUGAGCGAAGAAGUACAGAUCUUUACUCUGGAUGGCUUCAAUCAAGCUUGGCCGGCUGCUCAGGCUUUAGUCGAUGUCGGCCAGGACCACUUUGCUUUCUUCACAGUCCCGGAGGAGGUUUUUCCUUUGGGGGAAGCUGGACUGGCUGCUCAAGCCGGCGCGGAGGCUCAAGAAGUAUGGUGUUCGCGACCUUUCCUCUCGAGUGCUCAAGCUCGAGACAACCAUGGACUCUACGGCGGAGGGGAUUCAGACUCUGCUCAAGCGAGGCGGGGAUUCUCUGCCCCGCCAACCUGCUGCCCGUGUGAAAGAUCCUCCAGUGCUGCAAUGGUGAAGUCUGCACGGAAUGCUGGCAUCGACGAGAAAGUCUUGAGAGAAAUGCAAGCCCUCAUGGCGUCAGCUGCGCCUACCAAGAAGAAGCUCAAGGAGCCGCGUCAAGUGACGCUCAAGCCUGGAGGAGGCAAGCGAUCGAGCAUUGCGAGAAGGGCGCUGACGAAGGCUUUGACUCACUCCCCACAAGAGCUCUACAUGCUGAUCCAGAAGUUGAUGGAGGAGGAUCUGCAGGGGCGUGUGAUGACUCCAAACAUGCCAAGGGCGGCGCUCUCCGCUCGCGCCUGGGUCGAACACAGGUCCUACAUCGGGCAGUACAAGACUCUGACGCAUGCAGCGUGGGGGGUCAGUGGCAUCAGAAUCAUCGAUUGCUUGGUUGGCGGCCGGGUCGACGAGGCAAGAGCUCGAGCCAAUUUGAUGCUUCUGCAACUGGAUCAGGUCGCAGCCGAUCGAGGGUCGUGGCAACUGGCAUCUCUGUUGAGCUUGGAGACUCUGCCGCCCUUCGCCAACCUGGCAACGCAUCAUCCUCCAGAUGUCAGCAUGGGAGAACAACCUUUCUCCAAGCUGCUCGAUCCUCGGUGGAGCGAAGUUGCACUAGCUCAACUGAAGGAGACCGACGAGUACCUGGAGAAGAGGAAGAAACUGCAGCAGAAAGGCGACAGUUCCUGGCGCGCGAGCGUCGUCCUUGAGGAUCAGCUCCGUUGUGAAUUCAUUGCCGAGAUGGUGUUGGCUGCUUCUGGCGAAGAUCUUCGGGAUUUCUUUUAUCAGUUCAAGGUGGGCCCUGAGCGGACAGUUCGCAAUGCUUUAGCAGAUUUUUUGUGUAUUGAAGAAGCCUACGAAGUGUUUGGGAGGGAUGCCAUUCCCUCCACCUGGCAGCCUCCUAUUUACUGUGGACUGGCCACGCUGGCUAUGGGCGAUCAGAAUGCUUGUGAGUUCGCUCAGCGCUCACAUUUGGCAAUGAUGUUGAGGGCUGGCGUGCUGGAGGAAGCUGAGAUGAUAUCGCUGCAAGGCGAUGUGCCGCGCGGCUUGUUGUCCGUCGGGGUCAUCAUCGACGACCUAGUGUUGUUGGAAAAGAUCCUUGCUGCUUCAUGGAACCAGAGCAAAGACGGUCAGCCCACGCAGGCAGACUUGCGGCUGGACAAGGCCGUAGCUGCGUACCGCGAGCACCACCUUGAAGUCAACCUCAAGAAAGAGUCCCGGAACCAGACCCUUGCCCGCUUUUGGGGCGUUGAGCUCGAUGGUCAAAAGGGACUGGUGCGUGGAUCUUCGCUGCGUCUGUGGCCACUGAUCGUGAUCACGGCAAGGGUCGCCGUGCUUGGGUUGUGCACAGUGGCCUUGUUGGAGGCUACAGCAGGUUCCUGGAUUUCAAUACUUGCCGCCCGAAGAAGGCUUUUGUGCGUCGUGAACCUGAUUUUUGAGGCUACAGGUAUUGAGCAGCAGAACAUUGUUUUGAGGCGAUCUCCUGAACUGCUUGCAGAACUGUGGACUCUUGUUUGUUUGGGGCCGCUUGCGACCACCAACCUUAGAGCACAGUAUCAGCCCUUCAGUACGAGCACCGAUGCAUCCAGCGGGUGGCUUGCUGCAGUCAGGGCUUCUGUCCCUCGUGCGAUCGUGGCUGAGGUGGCAAGACGAGGAUUGCGAAAGGGCCGGUGGUCCAAGCUACUGCCAGCUCACCAGGCCUGGUUGCGGUCGCACGGGUUGUUGGGCGAAAGCGAGGAGCUGCCGGGUGAUGCCUAUGAUGCUCGGCCUAUCUGGGUUUUGUUAGCUAGAUGCCUAACCUAUGAAGAACGUUGGAGGAAGCCCGUCGCUAGAGAUACACAUAUUAAUAUUCUGGAGCUGAGAGCACACCUUUUGGAAGAGCGCAGGCUUGCACAGUGUUUCAGCCACAGCCGUUUCCUCUACGGUCUGGACUCUCAAGUGAGCCUUGGUGCACUUGUUAAAGGACGUGCUGCUUCUAGAGCUCUGAACAGGGAAAUGGUCAAGGCCCUCCCCAAUGUGAUCAGUAGCGACCUCUACAGUUCAUACAUGUACUACCCUAGCAAGGUCAAGAGAGCCGAUGGUCCGACGCGUGAUUCGCUGCCUGCUGAACCCGAUGUGCCGACGCCGGAGUGGUGGAAUGCCGCUGCUGAUGGCGACCUCGAGGGUCUUGACGCUUGGCUUAGAGUUGCAGAAGGGGAUAUCGAUCGCCCGGACUUCGACUGUAAAGAACUGUUUGCAGCCGUCAUGCCGACCGCUCGCCCUUCUCGUGGGAUUUUUAGCCGACUGCGGAAAGACACUUUGGAGAGAGCGCCAAUUGCAGUGGCGUGCAGUGAGCCGUCAGCUUUGCCCUCAGAAGCUUUGGAGAUUUUGAACUCUUUCCCGAAAGCGCAGUUCCUUUUUCCAAAAAAUUUCACUUCCUUCUCGGAACCUGGAUGCAUUGAUUUGUUUUCUGGAUCUGUUGGCAUAGCCCGAGCGAUGAUCAGAAACGGGGCGCCUUGGUGCCUCUGCUUUGAGUGGAAGCGAUCGGCAAGCGAGAAUUCUCUGAUCAGGCUGCGAGCGGUGCGAUGUUGGGGCGCAGCUCCUAUUUGCGCAUCUUUUUCAAUUGCUGUAACUCCGCCGGUGCGGAGUGCCAAGUUUCCUAGAGGGCUCCCCAAUCUGUCCCAGAACAUGAAGGUGAAAGUAUGGGAGGGGAAUGCGCAUGCCGAUUUUUUGGCAGAGCUCAUCACCACCACCGAGCAAACAGACCCUGCCAUCAUCUUUUGGUUUGAAAACCCAGACACCUCUUGGUUGUGGCGCCAAAAGAAGUUCCACCAGUUUCGACCUGCCGACUUUGAUCGUGUUUUUCGUUGUUGCUUCUGCCGAUAUGGCGCUCCAUGGAAUAAGAAGCCUACACGUUUUGAUGCUCCCGUUCUUUGUCACUCCGACCGGGAGAAGCUGUCCGCCCUGGCCCUAAGAAGAGAGGCCAACCGAGAGUUGACGGGUUUGAUUCUGUUCAGCUUUCGUCUGCGGCGACGCUACGGCUGGAAAGUGAAGCGCUUGUUCAAUUUCUUGAUUGGGCGCGUCCUUUCAGGACUGUCGACGGCUUGCGGUGCAAUCCGCCAUGCUCGUCGUUGUCUUUUCCACCUGGCCCGCCUUUGCAAAGAGUGGAUGGAGCAACACGCUCGCGAGCGCUGGAAUUUGCAGCUGGAGGAUUUGAUUGUCCUGACCUCCAGUGGCAACGUGCUGAGUGCGGAGUCCCGCGAAGAGGACGCCUUAGAUGUCUACUUCUUCACCAAGCAAUGCCUGGAAACACAGGCGGAGGUGAUCCCUGAGCGCCUCGACGCCAAGGACCCCAGCCUUGCCAGCUUCGGCGGCGCCGAGGAGCAGGAUGAUGUGCUUGGCCAGCGCUGUGAAGAUGUCAUCGAUCCUGCCUUCGAAGCUUUUCGCAGCAACAUUGCAGAGGUGCGUGCUCGCAUCGCUGAGUCAAGACCGGUCUCUGCUUUGGCCUCGCGAUGCGAGCAGCGCGUCAUCGCCCAGCGUGCUGCUGCCCGAGCGGUGCUGGAAAACCUCAAGAGCCACCGAGCAGCGUGCAGUCGCUCCAUUUCCUUGCUUGUACAGAAGAGCAACCGGGUUCAAGUGAAGCUGUCGGAUUGUUUGGAGAAGGCAGAAUCUGCCAUGAAGGCCUUGGAGUCUGUCGAGCUCCACGAAUCUUUACAAAGCGAGACUCGCCGCUGCUUGGCGGACGUGGUGCCACGGGAUCGGAUCUUGCGCUUCACUGGAGCCUUGGAGGGUGAGGGCGCUCAGCUUCUGCAACGCCUUGAGAAGUUGCAGCGCCAGGACAGUCAGCUUGAAGGGAUGUGCGAGCAGGUCGCAGAGCGGGUGGAGCAACUGAUAGAAGAGGACAGUGUAAGUACCGAGGCCAAGGCAAUCCAUGAGGAGCAGGCACGAGCGCAAAGCGAGCUACCUCGGUUGCGAGCCUUAGUGCCUUCUGCUGGUGCCGCCCCUGCAACCGUGCUUGAGGACGAGAAGCGUUCAGCGCUUCUGCGAGACAGAGUGACGACCGCCUGUGCCAAUGUGCACACCGCCUUGGACCAGCUUCAAAGCUGUUGGGACCGGCAACACCAGAUGUUUGUUCAGAGGCUACGCGAGGUGGCCUAUGUGCAGUCCAAGGUCCGCUACGUGGAAAGGCAAGCAGCCCUUUUGGAAGAAGAAGUGAAUGCACAAAGCAACCACGCCCAGCACAUCGUCCGACUGCAGAAGCUACCAAAGGCUUACAACUCUGCCCUCCGGGAGGUGGCCUUGCGGCGACAAUUUCGCGAGCGUGGGGGGCUCAGCUGA
This is a messenger RNA of Durusdinium trenchii, 8808 nucleotides long. The record is from the annotation of a GenBank genome assembly. Lineage: Eukaryota; Dinophyceae; Suessiales; Symbiodiniaceae.